Messenger RNA from Glycine soja, 1094 nucleotides. RefSeq lists its product as uncharacterized. The coding region runs from base 119 to 718 and encodes 199 amino acids. Lineage: Eukaryota; Viridiplantae; Streptophyta; Magnoliopsida; Fabales; Fabaceae. The record is from RefSeq and is a predicted model, not a curated record. The transcript has 3 exons.
AACCAUAAAUAAAGCAUCACAGCAAUCCUCCAAGUAUAUACAAAAGCACAACCAAACUUCCAAACUCCCAAGCUAGAGUUUUGGCCUAUUAUCCCAACGAUCUUCUUCUGCUUGAGCCAUGGCCCUUAACAUUUGCUUGAGAUUUUUGGCACUAGCUGCCCUUGCAUUUCUCGUCACAAUACAAGGAACUCUUGGAGAGACAUUAGAAUGCGAGAAUUUGAGCCACGACACGUGCGCAUUUGCGGUGUCAUCGGAAGGGAAACGGUGUGUGCUUGAGAAGCGUGUGAAGAGGACAGGGGAAGAAGCUUACACGUGCAGGACUUCGGAGAUAGAAGUUGAAAAACAAAUUAAGGGGCAUAUUGAAAGUGAUGAAUGCAUAAAGGCUUGUGGGUUGGACAGAAAAUCCUUUGGAAUUUCAUCGGACUCACUUAUGGAACGUGGCUUUACACAAAACCUUUGUUCCCCUCAGUGCUACCAAAGCUGCCCCAACAUCGUUGACCUAUACUUCAACCUUGCUGCUGGUGAAGGUGUGUUUCUUCCCAAAUUGUGUGCAGCAAAAGGUGCAAAUGCACGUCGACAAAUGGCUGAGAUCAAAAGCUCUGGUAUCGUGGCACCAGGACCAGUGCACUCUCUUCAAUUUACCGCAAUUUCUCCACAACCUUUUGAUGCUGUGGAGCUCGCAGAUGAACCUGCGGUUGCUCCAUUCCCGCAAUACUAAGUACUAGUAAUUUUCUUAAUGCAUGCAAGAAAUAAUUAAAAUGAGUGUAUUUGAUACUUAGUGGGUGUUUAGUUUGUAAUAAGGAUGUUGCGCCGCACACCAAUAUGUAGCUACGUAGGGGGUUUGGAAUGUGUCAUUAGUUUAUGUAUUCUGUUGUACAAAAUUUUAAUGCUGAAAGUGGUCUCUCAGACUCUUCGCAUUGAAAAUGAGUCUAGCUAGCUAGCUUUCAUUGUUUUUGUUGGUUAAUAUAUAGUGAUUGCUAUUUGAUUGGUUUGAAUAGUAAUCAACUCGAAUUCUUUAUAUACAUGGUUAAGAAUUUAAAUUUGAAAUUCAACUUUUAAUUCUUCAUCCUUAUAUGAAAUUCAAGGUUAGUCUU